Molecule: messenger RNA, 2620 nt
Organism: Marchantia polymorpha subsp. ruderalis
Lineage: Eukaryota; Viridiplantae; Streptophyta; Marchantiopsida; Marchantiales; Marchantiaceae
Source: the annotation of a GenBank genome assembly
ACUCACCAUGACGUUUCUGACCUUGGAGCCAGAGCUUUCAUGUCCUUGUGCACCGUGACUGAUUGUCGCAAAAGAGAGGAUCUAACUUAAGUCAAUGUUCGAGUUUAGAUCCAGUAAAGCACUUCAGGUCUUAUCUUAAACGUGAUGUAGACAGUUCGUCUAGAACAUUAAUACUAUACCCGAGUUCCAAAUGAAGGGUGCUCUUGUAGCCAAAUAGCAGUUCUUGUAAGAGCAUCUCUUGUCUAGGUCUGUGAGUGGAGCAUCAGAAGGACCGAAGCCAGCAGGCAAGCAGGCUCAUUAACGGGAGGAACUGGAGACACAGAGGAGAAGCUGAGGUACUGACUGUGGGGGUUUGAGGAUCUGUGAACGGUUGAUUGGAGUGUAACCAAAUUUUGCUCAGACCUCAGUCAGUGCCAAGAUUCUUCCACUGAGGCGAGAGAAGGGAGUCGGCGGGCGAGACUUGGAUCGGUGCUAAGCUCAUCUCGGACGAUAGGGGGCGAAAAAGAAUUGUUUAUGAGCAGAUAGGGUUUCCCAGCUUGCAGUUUUGGACCGUGUGGGUUUGAGGUCGGAUCAACGACGUAUUUCGAUAUUCGUGUUUUGCAAUUUUGAGGAAGAGAGAAAUAAAAGAGAGCAAAGAUGCCGAAGAGGAAGACCGGAGCGAGGAAGAAGGCAGAGCAGUUGAAGGCGAGGCAGAAAGGCAUAGCAGCGAGACAAUUCACUGUGGAUUUAGGGAAGCAUCCAUGCAAUCAGAUCAUGACUUGUGAUUACUGCACCAGGGAGCAGAAGAAUCGUGCUUUCUGCUAUUUUUGUGCCAGUAAUCAGAAGACUCCAAUGUGUGCCCAGUGCGGAAAGACUAAGUGUAUGGCAGCUGCACCCGACUGCGCCGUGAGGCAUCCAGGCCGCAAUGUCACGGGUCUGGGAAUGGUUGGAUGCGUAUGUGAUUUCUGCGAGGCGUGGGUGUGCCACUCGAGAAAGUGCUUGACCACUCACUGCUGUUCUUGUCCACUUAUUGAUGCAACAUGCAUUGAGUGUGAACGUGUCGUGUGGGAGCAUGGAGGGCGUCUUUUUCGGUGUUUCUCCUGUGACAUGUGGCUAUGUGAAGAUGACCAGUUCGAGCAUCAAGCUUCGUGUCAACAGCUUGAUAGUGAAACAUUUCACUGCCUCUCCUGCAAUCGAAUGGGAAUAUACACAUGUCUUCGAUGCAAGAUUUGCUUCUGUGAUGAGCACGUGAAAGGGCUGACGAAUGUUAAUAAGCGUGGAGAGGCUUUGGCAUGUAAAAAAUGUAACUAUCCUUUGAAGGAAACGAAAGAUAUCAGUGUCUCGGUGCGACAACACAAAUAUGGACGCCAGGGGACAGGUGUGGGAGAUGAAGGGUACUAUGGCGGGGGUGGCUAUGGUGGUGGAGGAGACGAUGAAGAUAGCGGGUUUUCAGGUUAUGGGGGCUUCAGUUAUGGUGGUGGUAAAGCCAAUGCCUCGGACGAUGAUGAGGAUGAUGAGGACGAAGAUGAGGACGAUAAGGACGAUGAUGAAGAAGACGACGAUGAUGAGGACGACGAUGGGGAGAAUGACGAUACCGUGGGCAUGGCUUCUUUAAACAUUAAAGAGUUUCGGAUAGAAGGUGGGGGCACUGUUAAGGGCAGCUCCUCGAAAUAGAUGCAGUCUCAUGUGACUCAUCACUGAGCAGAUUCCGAGAAUUGUUUGGCAAGUUGUUGCGGCUUAUGGUUCCAGCUUUGGAAGUUUUGGGUCAAUUAAUCAUGCUUGCUUCUUCUGGAGGCAGGACUUCACCAUACGAUUCUCAUGGUGUUGAUGGUCGAGGACAUAUGCUUUAACAACGUUGCUAUAAACAUAGACAGUUAUGUGCACAUAUGUCUGACUUUUCAGGCAUUUACAAUUAUUAACGAGAUAACUAUAUCCAUGAUUGAUUUAUGAUAAUCAAUCAGGACAAGAAGAGCCUGAAUGUUCGAAGCACUGUACGUAUUAAGGGUAAAGACUCAACCCUCCGCAACUCUGUCUGCUUGUAAGCAGUAAACUUGGUGUCGAUGGUGCAGAAAUCACUCAACUCUUUUGAUUUCUGCGUUUCGUUGGAUUCAAUAUCAGCUGAUCAUCCCAGCAAUAUGUCGUUGCUGGUUCAAUUGGUGUACACGUAGACUUCCCCAUCAUCGUGAAUUAUGACCCUUGGCUGGUGACACAUGAAGCCUGUUUCGUGCAAGAUGUUUCUCUGGUUGUUGGAAGGGCCUGCCCCAUAUCUUGUGUUAGCAUGUUCCUAUGUCAGAAGUCACAUGAAGAGUAGCCACAUUGCAUUGCGACUUGAUGACCUCUUGUGUCUGGACUGAAGCUGAGGUAGCUAUCCCGUUUACAGGUGGAGUUUGUGACCAAUUAUAACUCUCAUAUCAAGAGCUUACUUUGAAUGUCCAUUUCCAGGUGACAGAUUGUCACACGGAUAUCGACUUCUAGAGGGUAGUUCGUACAUUUAUGGUCUGACUCCACCAUUUCUACAUUCUGAGGACUCGAAGAACGUUAUUGAGCACAGGUGCACCAUAUUGGAUAUUGGGAUUUAGAAACAAAAUUGGAACUCGGUUGUGCAAAAUAAGAAAUCUUCCCAUGGAGAAUUGAAUGAACA